UAUUUUGUUAACUUAUUCAACAUCUCAAAUUAACAAUCUCUUUUUUUUCUCAUUUUAGCAAAACCUAUUAUUAUUAUCAUUCUCCAUAUUAAAUUUUUGUCUUAUUUUCAAAAAUGCGAACUGGAGGUCUAUUCAGAAGAAAUACUACAAACGCUCCUACUAAGCGUGAAGAAGAUUUUGCUGACUAUGCAGCUGUAAUUGGUACUGAAGAUGAACCAAAAAGACUUAAAGAAUAUAUUACAAAGCUUUAUAAGGCUUUUAAAGAUAAGAGUAAAGCUCUCAGAUCAGCUUAUGCGAAACUUGAUCUUUUGAAUAACGAAAUUGCUCAAGAAAAAACAAGGUUUAAUGAUAUUGAAGAUGAAAAUAAAUCACUUCGGGACCAAAUGCAGGGGAUGGCAGAUCAAUUAGUAUCUAAGGAAGAAGAAUUCAAGGAAUGGCAAACAAAGUUGGCAGAACAAACAAAUCGUGAACGUGAAACGCUAGCAGAAGAAUUUGCUGAAGAACGUGCUCGCUUUUUAGAAAGAGUUGCUCAGCUUGAAGAUGCACUUAGUCUUGCAAAUCUAGAGAUCACAAGAUUAACUAUUGAAAUUUCUGAAAAAUCAGAUUCUGAUCGAAGAAUGUCAACAAGUUCUUCUAAUGAAAGUCGAUCAUCAUUGGAAUUACUCUUUACCGAUAAAUCAAAAAAAGUAGAUGAUAGGCAUGAGCUCACAAAACAGAUCCUGGAGAUCACACAACGAAGGAUGAGUUUGCAGACUGAGCUUACGUUACUGGAGGAGGAAAAUGAGGAUUUAAAGACUCAAUACAAACAAAUCACGAAGGAGAAUCAAUUACUACGAAAGGAAAACGAUGAGCUUAAACAACAAGUUGGCAAAAAGAUGUUUAUGAAGUCAUUGGAAGAUGUCAACUUGGACGACUAAGGAAGAAAAAAGAACGUAAAACACGACUCCUACGAGAAAGAAGCGCGUAAAAAAAAAACAUUCGAUCAUCAUAAAGGAAUUUGUUGAAGUGAAAGGUUUGAAAUAUGAAAAUUUAUCUAUUAUAUAUAUUUGUUUAUUAGGGAAGUAAUGACUUUCAAUUCUCUAAUAUGCAAAAGAUGCGGGUCAUUAAAAAAAUGGAGCUUAUUUCAUAUUUUCGAAUUUUUUUUUUUUACUUUAAUAUAGUAUUCCUUUUAUUUUACAUUACUAAUUUCGAGCUUAUAUUUAUCGUGACAUUAUGAUAUGAAUUAUUUGACAUAUUAAUUUAUACACUCUUUUAAACAAUCAAAUACCACUAUGCAAUAUGCAUUCUUCCAUAACCAUAUUUUUUUUUUUCAUAAUAUAUGAUUAAAGAGAUAUAUUUUAAUUGGAUGAUAUAACUUUUCAUUACUUUCGUUUUUUUUUUUCGUUGUGAGUUGUUUGGUAUUCUUUUUUUUUU
This is a messenger RNA of Rhizophagus irregularis DAOM 181602=DAOM 197198, 1413 nucleotides long. The record is from RefSeq and is a predicted model, not a curated record. Lineage: Eukaryota; Fungi; Glomeromycota; Glomeromycetes; Glomerales; Glomeraceae.